GAAUGAAGUCAUGUGACUUCCUACCAAACUCAGAUCUCUUCCUGAUACAGUAUGAAGACUCAUCUAAGCACGAUGCAAUCUUAACAUACAGUAGGGGAAAAGCAAAUGUUUGGAUGGAAGAGAAGUUUUAUUCUGGCUAAAAGAUCAUCUGAGGAAUAAGUAAAGAGAAUGUGAACAGGAUCAUGUCUACCACUGACAACACAGAGUCUGCUCUUCACAAUCCUGUUCGCAGGAGAAGACGCAGCAAAGACCUUGAACCUCCUGACAUGAGUAUUAUUCUGCUGGGUAAAGAUGUGUCAACAAACAGUCGAGUGGGAAACUUCAUAUUAGGAAGAUCAGCGUUUGAUCCUCCAGAUGAUCAUCAGAUUAAGAGUGUCAGAGAAAAAGACAUGAUGAUCAUCAACUGUCCUCAUCUGCUCCAGCUGAACCUCUCAUAUCAUCAGAUCAUACAGACAGUGAGAGAGUGUGUGAAUCUGUCUCAUCCAGGACCUCAUCUCAUCCUUCUCAUCUUUAAACAUGAUGAGUGUUCAAGAGAAGAUCAAGAGCAUGUGGAGAUGAUCCUCAACUAUUUCUCUGAUAGUGUUUAUCAACACACACUGGUGCUCACAACACACGACUCACAUAGUGAAGUCAAUGACAACAUAAAGAAAAUUAUUAAAAAAUGCUUCAACAGACACUUUAAACUGGAGAGAAACAGCACUGCUGCUCAGCUCAUAGAGACAUUACGAGACAUUGUCAAAUCAAAUGAUGGACGUUAUCUGAUUUAUGAUAAAUAUGAAGAUGCACAGAGUUUCACAAUGAAGCAGCAGACAGAUGAAAGAGAUCCUCCAGAGAUGAGAGACAAUGUAAGGAUUGUGCUGCUGGGUAAAACUGGAGUUGGGAAGAGUUCUACAGGAAACACAAUCUUAAACAGACAAGCGUUUAAAUCAGACUUAUCUCAAGAGUCAGUGACUAAAGAGUGUCAGAAACAAACAGCUGAAGUCAACAACAGAUUGAUCACUGUGAUCGACACUCCAGGACUGUUUGAUACUGAAUGCAGUCAUGAAGAGAUCAAGAGAGAAAUAAUGAACUGUAUCUCAAUGAUUCUGCCAGGACCUCAUGUGUUUAUUUUUGUGUUGAGUUUAACACAACGGUUCACUGAAGAGGAGUCAAGAUCAGUGAAGAUCAUUCAAGAGAUGUUUGGUGAAAACUCUUUAAUGUACACAAUGGUGCUCUUCACAAGAGGAGAUCAACUGAGAAACAAAACUAUUGAAGAGUGUUUGGGAAAACCAGGAUCUGUGAUUAGAAACCUGCUAGAAGAGUGUGGAAACAGAUAUCAUGUGUUCAAUAAUACUCAAACUGAAGAUCAAACACAAGUUUCUCUUCUACUGGAGAAAAUAGAUAACAUGGUGAAAGCAAACGGAGGAAGUUACUUCUCAUCUAAAAUAUUCAGAGAGAUGCAACAAGAAAAACAGCAACAACAAAUAAAGAAACUGAUGGAGAGAAUUGAACAACUGAGCCGAGAAAAGGAUAGAAUAGAAAAAGAGAAACAAAAUCAACUAGAAAAGUCUGAGAAGAGAAUACAAGAGGAGCAAAACAUGAGAGAAGAGCAACAAAAGAGAUUUGAACAUAAACUAAAACUCAUGAAAGAAGAGAAUGAAGAUGAAAUAAAGAGAAGAAUUGCAGAGUGUAGAGAGGAAUUUGAAAGGGGGAAAGAAGAGAGGAAGAAGAUCUGGCCUCAAUCACAACACACUUUACAGGUAGAAAACAAGGAUUUUGAAGGGGCAGAAGAUAAAUCACAUCUUUAUGUACGAGUGGAAAAGACUGAAAAAAUAAGAAAACUCUUUUUCAAACUUUUUCUUAUGAAAAACUUAAACAGUCUGAGAGGUGCAGAUUUUCUUCAGAUAUCUCUACAUUCAUUACAGUCCCAUGAGUUUUGUACUGAAGAAGAGCUUGUGAAGAAUUAUCUACAGAAACUACUCAUGAUGAACUACAGAGCAAGAUACAUUAAAACUAAAGAGACCAAUGAACAUCAUCACAGAGAACAAAGAGACAAUGAUACAUCUGAAGAUGAGGGGGAUAUUUUUGCUGACAUGUCUUUCUUUAAUGAAGUAACAAGUAAAGACCCUAUUCACCCGAUGGAUGUUCAGAUGGCUGUGUUUCAUUAUGCUGAUAGUUUACUAAAGCAGCUGAUGGUCACUAAACUCUCACAGUGUCAGUUUGCUCUUCCUCUUCUUGUUCCUCAACCAUUCACACAAGAGAUUCAGUUUCCUCUCUGGACAUUCAGACAAAUCAACAAGAGCUGGAAGAUGAAAAAUACUAACAAUGAAAUCAUCAGUAAAGAAGAGCCAGUCUACAAAGCAGAAACUCCAAUGGUGUCAUUCUUCAGGUUUGGUUCUGUGUCUUCAUCCAAGUCUCAGCUGAUGAACAAUCUGAUCAAUGAGAAACACAACACGUUCUUCCACAGAAACUGUCCAGGCAGCAGCAGAACCAGACUACUGAUGGAUGGAGUGGUGGAGAUCACCUGGUACUGUUCAUCUGGAAAAGACACAGAUAAAUUUACUGACUGUGUUGCCUUCUGUAAUCUGCAUGGUGAUGCAGGAGUCCAUGAGAAACAACUGCAGAUUCUGACUCAAAUGUCUUCAGUCAAUGUUGCUCUUCUGUCACAGCUUGAUGAAAAUGACAAAAACGCAACAAAGAUUCAAAAGCUGUACAAAGACAAAAAGCCACUUAUUUGCCUUUUUACUGAAGAUAAAUGUAAUGUUACUGAGAGACGAAAAGGAAAAUAUAAAAUUGGCCUCAAAGACAGAAAUCAGUCUGAUGUAUCUGAAGAACUCAGAAGAGCUAUAAAUGAUUGUCUCUCAUCUUCAGCAUCAGCUUCCAUGUUCAGACUUGAAGAUUUGUCCAAACACUCAGAUAUCAGAGUAGAUGAGGAAGAUGAUGAAGACUGCAGGAGAGGAAGAGAAGCAGCACAGCAGAUGAUGAGUUUACUGAAGAAAAAAGAUCUGACAGAAAUCAAAGAAUUAUUUCUGCCCUGUCAGGGUGAACUCUGGCAUCAGUGGUGUCAGAAGAACAAAGAACUUCAUCGACCUCAAGGAGAUGACAUACAAGAAGAAAUAAGCAGAAAACAAACAGAAAUGAAGAAAAUUCGUAAACAGCAACAUGAAAUUCACAUGAGUGAGUUUAUAAAGAUCUUUAUUAAACAAAUGGUCUCACAUGAAGAAAAUUUUAAUAUAUAUUUUCUAAAAUGGCUCAGAAUCCUCCUAAAUGAAUUUACAUCAGUUGAUCUUUCUGAUCCACAUCGCAAGUAUGAUGAAAAGUUGUCAACAGUCUUCAAACUAAAAGAGAAAGAUAACUCUGAACAAUUAAAAGCUGAAAAAACAGAACUUAAGAAUAUAUCAGGAGAACUUCAAGGAGCAACUUUUGGUUUGGAGCACAUCAUAAGAGAGAUCGGUCAGAUCUAUGAAUCAUGUUCAUCUGUGAAGAAGAAUAAGACAGAUCUGCAGUGUGACUUCUCUUCUCUCCCGAGUCUUGCAGCAGAGAUGAUGAUCUGUGGAUUUCCACUGGAGCUGAUGGAUGGAGAUGCUGCUCAUGUUCCUCUGAUCUGGAUCACUGCUGUUCUAGAUAAACUCAUACAGAAACUGGGAGACCAGAGAGUCUUUGUGCUGUCAGUUUUAGGACUUCAGAGCACUGGGAAAUCCACCAUGCUGAAUGCCAUGUUUGGACUUCAGUUUGCAGUCAGUGCUGGACGAUGCACCAGAGGAGCUUUCAUGCAGCUGAUCAGAGUAUCAGAGGAGAUGAAAGAUCAGAUGAAGUUUGAUUAUAUUCUGGUUGUUGAAACUAAGGGUCUAGAAUCAGAUGUAAGAUCCACAAGACAUCAUGACAAUGAAUUGGCCACAUUUGCUGUGGGUCUUGGACAACUAACAUUGAUCAACAUCUUUGGAGAAACUCCAUUUGAGAUGCAGGAUAUUCUUCAGAUUGUUGUUCAGGCCUUUCUGUGGAUGAAGAAGGUCAAACUGAAUCCCAGCUGUAUGUUUGUACAUCAGAACGUUUCAGACGUCACAGCUGGAGAGAAAAACAUGGAGGGAAGGAGGUGCCUACAGGAGACACUGGAUGAGAUGACAAAACUCACUGCCAAAGAGGAAGUUUGUGAUGCAGAAUGUUUCAGUGAUGUCAUUAAUUUUGAUGUACAGAAUGAUGUGAAGUAUUUUGCUCAGCUGUGGGAGGGAAGCCUGCCAAUGGCACCACCAAACCCAAACUACUGUGAAAAUAUUCAAGAAUUGAGGGAAACAAUAAUUUCCCAUGCCUCAAAAUCAGAUGGUAUGAGGCUGACACAUCUACGUGAACGAAUUAAUGAUCUCUGGGAGGCUUUACUGAAUGAACAAUUUGUGUUCAGCUUCAGAAAUUCACUGGAGAUUUCAGUAUACAGGAGACUGGAGACAGAAUACAGCAAGUGGACCUGGACUCUACGCAGUGCUAUGCUGGAUAUUGAGAACAAAAUACACAACAAAACAGAAAAUGAAGCAAUUAAUAAUGAGAUUGAGGAACAAGAUGUUCAGGGAGAACUGAAGGAGAAAAGCGAGGAAGUGAAAAACUCAAUGUCAGAAUUCUUUGAAAGAGACCCAGAUAAAGGUAUACUGAUUCAGUGGAAAACUUCAUUUGAAUUAAAAAUCAAAGACCUUGAGGAGAACAUUGUGAGAGAAACUAAGAGGAAAUUAAAUGAAAAUCUUCCGCAGCGAGACCUGAAGAGAAAGAUUGAUGCUCAGAGGACACAACAUGAAAACACUCUCUUAGAAAAGAGUAAAGAACUUGCAUUAAAACUCAAAGACAAAACAAAUGACGAAGACAUACUGAAGCAAGAGUUUGAUUUGUUUUGGGAAGAGCGUGUGAAAAAGAUCAUCACAGAUAAUCCAAUUAAAGACAUUGACAUACUGGAAGAUGUGAGAAUAGUCUUGAGUGAAAUGAAUAAAAGUGUCUCUGUAGAACACAUAAAUGAGACCACUGAUAUUUUCUCUGUUACAAGCUAUUUAGAUUAUCUAAUGGUAAAGAAAUCCAGUGGAAUUACAGGACAGGUAAAAAAUGUGUACAAAGCAGCAAAAGAGAAGCUUGGUUACACUCCAUCUAAAGAUGAUGAAAUCCAAAUAACAAACUUGAUCACAGAUGUUGUUCAGCAAACAGACACAAUGAUCAAGUCAUUUAAUAUUUCAAAGUUGGGAUACAACAUCAGUUACAUUCAACAACUUACAGAUUACAUUAAGAAAAGAAUAACAGAACAUGAAGAAGAGUCAGUGAAUUAUGUGUUCAAGAAUAAAUUCUUCAUAGAUUUGGUAUUUUCUAUAUUUAAGAAAGCAGAAAAGACAUUCAAUGAUCAACACAGAAUGUUCAUAAAAGUCAAUGAUCCUGUUCUAUAUUUGGAAAACAAGAAAGGAGAAUACUAUAGUAUUUUUCAGAAAUACUGCCAAGGAGCGCCAUCAGCUGCUAUUUUUGGUGAGAUCAUCUGUCAGAAACUGAAGAGACCCAUUGAACAGAGUGUCUAUAAACAGACUGCCAGAGAUUUAGCAGAUGAAAUCAGAUCAAACUGUCCAGCACUGAAUGGAAACAGAUCAAAUCUGGAGAAACACAUCAUGAAGAGACUGGCAGAAGAGGAGAACUUUUCAGCAUUCAAUGGCUACAUUCAGAAUCCCAGAGAUCACUUCAAGAGUUUCAUCAGAGAUGAAGUCCAUCAGUACAUCAGAGAUCAGUUCAGUAUCAGAGUUAAACCCAAGAUGAAUCAGAACAUUAAAGUUCUGCAGAAGAAGAUCCUGACAGCAGCUCAUGAAUCUACUGAAGAUGUUCAAGUGAAGAGUGGAGAUGUUGAUUUGUGGUUGAAGUUUUUCACACAGAAGAUCUCAGAUGUUCUGAUAUUCUCUGUGAAGGACUUCAGUGGAGUCAAACAUGAUGAUCUAAAUGAUUUUAAACUCCUAGAAGAUGUGAUAAGAACAGAACUUCUAUCUAUAACAUCUGACAUUAGCAAAAAGUUCAGCACAGAUACAUUUAACAACAAACUGGAUCUUAACAACAGACCAGAUGAGAUUCUGAUUCGUCACUUCUGUCGGUGCUGUUGGGUUCAGUGUCCGUUUUGUGCAGCCAUCUGCACCAACACAAUAGAGAAUCAUGAUGGAGAUCACAGUGUUCCUUUUCAUAGAGUGAAUGGAAUUAAUGGAUUCUUUGAUGACAAAACAAAGACUCUCUCUACAGAUUUUUGCUCAACUGCAGUAAAAGGUUGUAAAAGUUUUAAAUUAUCUGAUGAGUGGAUUCCAUUUAAUGACUACAGAAAAGCAGGAGGAGAUUAUGCCAAGUGGAGCAUCACCCCUGACUCCUCUGAGAUGCCCUACUGGAAGUGGUCUGUGUGCAGAUUCCAGAAAGCUCUUGAGGAGUAUCAUGAGAAAACAUUCCAGAACAAGAUUCCAGAUGAAUGGCAGAAAUACACAAAAGAGGACGCAAUUGAGAGUUUAGAUAAAUACGACAUCCCAAAACGUUCAUUGAGUGACUUCUAAAUAUGUGUUGUGAUAUUUUAUGUGAAAUCAGGUUGACAGUACUUACUUUUACAUCACAGAGAUAGUUUGGCAGUUUGUUAAAGGAACAGAAGGGAACUAAAGAUCUUUGAGCGCUGUACAUCUUGUACAGAGGAAAAGAUCAAAGUAUGAAAGAAAUGAAACAUUAUUUAAAUACAUUUAUAAGGAUUGACAGUGAUUUGGCAUGAUAUUUUACUUAAAUAUAAAAAUUUGUUCUCUGAAAUGACACAUAAAAGGACCAGAACAUAUUAUUAGUUAAUGUAUAUACUUACAAAGGUGAAGAAAACAGUGAAGCGAUAAUCAGUGGGAAUUAAAAAUAUCAAAGCGUUUCAGCAUUUUAGUGACAAAUCCAAUUUAGGGAGACAGAAAAGAUUUGAUUUUAUUAGGUGGAUAUUUAGUUCACCUGCACGUAGUAGAACUGUGCAGAGAGAGGGAAAGAGCGAACGAAGGAGGAGAUUAGUAAAGAGGAGAGAUGCCGGAUUAAUCGUCACUGGGAAUUAUUUAAGAUCUAAAAGUGAUUGACAGGACUGAAACUUUAAGCUUCUACUGAACCUACGUUUAAAACUUCUUUGCUCACGUAAGAGAAGGUUUUAAGAGUUUUUUUAGAUUAAUGUAAGCAAUAUGUUAUGCAUGUGCAUGUGUGCAAUUUGUUUGAUUUUCAUAUUGUAACAGUUCUAUGUUGAAUUCACUGUUAAUGUAGUUCUUCUCCUUAACACUAGGGGGCUAUGUCCUCCAGUAUUAUGGUAAGAGCUCCAACAUAAGAAAGGAAAGAGUUUCUUAAGACAAAGGCAGGAGCCGUUUCUCAAUGUCAAGGAUACUUCCUUGGCAGGACCGCAGGACUAGUCCUUACAAGUCACUUCUUUCAGAGGCUAGGCGAGGCUCGUCUUAAGCAUUCGUAGAACACGUUAAAUGGAACAGGCUAGCAAGUGCACGUCAUUGCGUGAUUGAAAGGUGUGCUUUCGGUGAUGCGCGCAUAGGAUUGUCUGUGAUUUCAGCGCGUGAAGAGCGCAAAGGAUACACAUACACAUCCAUUCCUGACUGUAUUUGGGAUAUUUCUCGAACGAAGGACUCAGUCCUUGGCUGAAAUUUUGAGGAUCCUCGACAUUGGAUCAGUCCUUCGACGGACGUCGAUGACGUAGCAUCCUCGAAAUUCUGGCUUCCGAGGAUCCUUCCUUGACAUUGAGAAACGGCUAGGAUGUUUGAAAUGUGACUGACUGUUUGUAUCCUUUGUUAGGCCAGAGAUGGGAAAAUAUUUAUUUUAUUGAAUCUCUGAGCCUCAUGUUAAAUAUAUGUCAAAAAGGUCUUGAGUCAAGGUACUCUAUUAAACUGUAUAUGAUAAGUUCAACCACUAAAUGCGUGUGGGAAAAGCCAUUGGAUUACAUGCAGACAGACAGACUGUGGAAUAUUCAUUUACUGAUUAAUUUGACCAUCGCCAAGAUUGGAACAUUUGGGACAGAAUUGUAGGCAACGUCCAAACAACGCUGGAAACACAGGUUUUUGGAGAAUGCAUUGCAUAGACUGCUUGAAGUGACUGAUUUAUACAUAAUAUGGUGAAGGGGUGAAAUGGUUGUGUAUGUGUGGAGGUUCCUUUCUUGUAUACACUUUGAUACUUUAAUAUAUUGGCAUCAAAAACUCAAUGGAUUGUAUCCCAUAUUUUUAUUGUGUCUUUUCUUAAACUGAAGUUUACAAGAGAUGUUACAAUAUAUCCAGCAAGUUUGGGGUAAGGGUUACAAGGGAAAUAAUGGAUUUAAUGAAAUGUUAAUGUAUUAAACUGUGUCCUAUCUGCUGUGUUAGUGAUUAGGUUCUAAAAUGUUCAUUUGAUCAUUUUGAAGGGGUGUUUUAAAUGACUUGUUCGUUGGUUACUGGGGCACCACAGGGAUGUGUACUAUCACCCAUCCUUUACACACUAUAUACAAAUGAUUGCCAAGCAUCCUCCUCAGCUCACACCUUUUUUAAGUAGGCUGAUGACACAGCACUGGUGGGCUUCUUGCAUCCUGAUACCCCAUCUGUAGAAGGCUUUGAAAGGGAGGUUCAAGGUUUUAUUAAGUGGUGCACAGAUAAUUUUCUACAGGUCAAUGUAAAGAAAACUAAAGAAAUGUUAAUAGAUUUUAGUAAAAAAGGGUUACGUGUCUCUUCAUCUGAGAUUAAUGGUGAACAGAUAGAGCGGGUCUCAUCUUAUAAAUAUUUGGGAAUUGCAAUUUCUUUUUUAGGUAUUGGAAAGUUUUUUAUCUAUAAUCUUAUCUAUUUAUUCUUUAUUUAUUUUAUAGCUUUUUCAUGAAAUGUCUUUGUGAUGUUUGUAAUGUUGUAUAUUUAUUGUUUGUUUGCUUAUGUUUUGUGAGACUUGCAAUAUUGACCACACGAAUUUCCCCUUGGGGAUAAUAAAGUUUACCUUGACCUAAAAACAUUUUAACAAAUUCUUUAUGAGGCCAGUGUGAUUUAGUAUGCUGUUUCUUCAUGUCCAUAUGUCCAACAAUAGUACAUAUUUGUAAUUCUUUUUGCUCACAUUGUCAGGGUAGGGAUAUAGAUUCCCAAACAAGCUAAGAACUCUAAACACCUUAACCUUAAAGAACACAUUAUAGACAGUUUCAUCGGGCGCAUGUUCUGUGACGCGAUAAUCGCCUGGUCCAAACUUUACUUACAGUUUCUGUUUGUUUAUUGGUCUGACUAGUUGCUGAAACGGAAACUCUUAAACA
Messenger RNA from Misgurnus anguillicaudatus (oriental weatherfish), 9226 nucleotides. The record is from RefSeq and is a predicted model, not a curated record. Lineage: Eukaryota; Metazoa; Chordata; Actinopteri; Cypriniformes; Cobitidae.